Messenger RNA from Leptinotarsa decemlineata (Colorado potato beetle), 4539 nucleotides. It is a transcript of the gene wapl, whose product is annotated as cohesin release factor wings apart-like. The record is from RefSeq and is a predicted model, not a curated record. Lineage: Eukaryota; Metazoa; Arthropoda; Insecta; Coleoptera; Chrysomelidae.
UCGUAGGAGUUAUUUACUUUUACUGGCGUGUUUAUGUGUGAAACUGUCUUUGACAAAUGAGAAAUUGAAUUGUGUUAGAAAACAAAUUAUAUUUCAGGAAUAUACAAUAAAAAUGAGUAAAUAUUGCUUGUCAAUUUUCAGCAAUUGAUGCGUUUGCGGAAAAAAACCUAAAGAAAAUUUCAUUGAACUGGUGGUCUUUAAAAAAUGGCGAUGUUUGAAUCAAUUUUUACCAGAAACAAUUACAGAAUAUGAAUAUUUUCUCAAUGAAGAAAUGCGCCAUGUGCUGUUCAUGAAGUACCUUUAUCCGAAAACCAGUGUCUAACAUGGCUUUUGUCAACUAUAAUUCAACUACAGUAGACCCUAAAAUUUCAGUGCACACUUGAAAAUGUCCCGAGGUUAUGGGAAAUAUCGCCGAGGUGGUGGAUCUCACCCUAGUUUCCAUUUUGAUAGUUUAUUCAAGGAAAAUAGCAACAGACCUUCAGCUGCUCGAUCUGCAGCAACUGUAGGGAAAUGGGGAAUAACCUCAUUUACGUCCAUUCGUACUUUGAACGGUUUGUCCCGUUCUGAAAAUGAUUCUUCAGCUCCUGUGACUGAUGCAGCUCCAAAACCAAAAAAAUUUUUCAAAAGCCGAAACACUGACCCACCUGAUUUGAGUCCAUCAUAUUCCAGGUCUCCCCCAAGUUAUACACCUCCUAAAAAAUCCAAGAUAACUUAUGAGCCCAGUGAUAGGACUACAAGAGCCUCUUCACCUCGUAAGUUUUUCUCGUCCAAAAGCACCACUUCAGAGAAGACUGUUCUAAGUUCAAAUGUAAAUAAGAGUAAGAAUAAUGAACCUCCAAAACCACCAAUAGUAUUAAGAAUAUGUAGAGGAAAAUCACAGUUGUUAAAUGAUUCUGAUGAAUCUGAAAGUACACCUACACCUUCUAGCACACCUUCGACCUCAAAUACAACCUCCCCCAGAGCUUUAAGAGAUACUUCUAGGCCGUCAAAUUGUAGAAUCACGAGAUCAGCCAGGCGUAGUAUGCAGCAGGAUCCAAGUAGCUCACCAGCUACUGCAGAUACGCCCGCAGAAUUUUCAUUAUUUACUAGCCCGAGAGAAGAAAGUAAUUUAUCGCCACAAUAUAUUCCUGCUGAGAAAUAUGAGUUAGAGCGGAAGGCAAUGUACGAUAACUUAUUGAGGCCGAGUUCUCCCAAAGAUGAGAAUAUUGUGGAACCAAAUUUAGAAAUUAGUGAAAAUAUCAUUUCCAAGGAACAAUCUAGUGAGGAAUUACCAAAAGAAGAGGUGAAAGAGGAAAUGAAGAUUGAAAGUAAACAGGAGGAAAGUGAAGAGAAGGAAGUGGACAUGGAGAUUGAGCCGAUUCCAGCACCAUCUGAAACCAUUCCAGAAGAUCCAGUUCCUGAAGAGGAAGAGGGAAUAGAAGAGCAGGCAGAUGAGGAAAAUGAAGUAGAAGAGCCUAGCAUGCCCAGUCCGCAAGUGGAACCUGAAAGAGAAACAGAACUUCCUCGAAACCCCACAAUAGAUGAAGAGUGGUCCACAGACACUGAUUCCAAUAGCACAACUCUCGAGUUAGAAGUGAAACAGAUACUUCCCGAUCCAAGUUACACUGUAAACCAAAUAUCGGAACAUAAAGAUGAAAUUAUGGAUAAAAUAUUAGAAAAGCCUCCUGAGCAAGCCCCUCCUGUAAAACUGGUCAUCUCUAAGAAAAAGGGAAGCAUUUUCAAAAGUCGAACACUAGUUGAUGACAGUGGAAGUAAGAAACGUAGAGCUUUAUACAAGCAUAAAUGGACUGAUGAUAAUAAGGAUGAUGCCAAGGAACCGAGUAAAGCUAAUGAGGAGGGUGAUACCUCGAUAAAUAAAUCCCCAAAUACGAAUGAUGACGGAUUUGUUUUCAAAGAUGAUCCUUUAGAAAGAGUAACAAAUGAAGUUGAUGAGCAAGAAAUAACAAGUGUUAAAUGUAGCAAGUCUGAUAAAGGGUAUUAUACUGUUGUGAGGAAUGUCAAAAAAGCACAUCAAAUUCAAGAAAUUGGAGAAUUUCAAGAAUUUAAUGACGAUGUUGAAUAUAUUCUUGAUGCUUUGCAAAGUAGUAAUCCUAUCAGCACCAGGUGUUUAUCUGCAAUAACUCUGGCGUCCAAGUGUAUGGUUCCAGCAUUCAGAAUGCACGUGAGGGCACAUGGUACGGUUGCCAAAUUUUUUAAAGCAUUACAUGAUGCCACCAAAGAUCAGAGUUUGGGCUUAUGCACGGCUACAGUUAUGUUUGUGCUAAGUCAGGAUAGGCUAAAUAUGGAUCUCGAUAGGGACUGCUUGGAGUUAAUGUUGAACCUUCUGGAAUCUGAUGUCAGUUACCAGCAGGCAUUAGAUGUAUGUGGUUUGAGUUCAGCACAACUCGAGAAAAACAAACAGAAAGUUCGAGAGUUAUGUGCGGAAAUACAAAGUCAAGGACAUGCUCUACACCUCAACCUGGAAUCCAUAACUGUUGGUCAACUUGCCAUGGAAACGUUACUAAGUUUAACUUCCAAAAGGGCUGGUGAAUGGUUUAAGGAGGAACUGAGAGAACUUGGUGGGUUAGAACAUAUCAUGAAAACAAUCCACGAGUGUUGCCGACAAGUUUCUGAUUACGUAGUUACUUGGACAGACACUCUUCUUGAUAAACUGAGAAAAGUUGACAGGUGUUUGAGAGUCUUGGAAAAUGUAACUCACAACAAUGAAGAAAACCAAAACUAUAUUUUGAAAUAUAAUGAGGGGGUCACAUUGGACACCUUGGUAAAUCUCUAUAAACUUUGUGAUGGUGAAAUUCCACUGUAUCCCAUAACAGAUAUCACAGAUAAAACCUCCACAGGUACUAUAAUAAGAGAAGCACUCUUGGUCACUUUGAAGGUUCUUAUCAACCUUACACAUCACUUCAAUAAGCAAUCUAUCGGCAGUCAGUUAAUUGGUUCGAGGCCAGGAAUAAUAGAAACAAGUCUUCAUUUGUUACUUCAAGUACCAAACUACAUACCCGAACAGAAAAAGUUUGAAUUGGGAGUACUGGUACUGAUGUUGCUGAUAAAUCUCAUUCAAGAUCAAGAAGCCAAUAAAAAACUCUUAACAGAAGCUAAAGCACCCUCUAAACUUGAAAGCAUAUAUUCUCGAGAAGAGAGUGCUGUGGAGGCCUUAAUUGCACAAUUCUAUCAUUGGGAGGGAUGUGCUAAGGUAGCCGAGAGUAAAACAAAUGCUAUCCUAGAUGGUGAGAAGGAUGGCGAAGAUACUCCGACUCCUAAAUCGAAUGAAGAAUUUAUUGAAGAGACUGUUGCAAAGUUGUUGCAAAAAGCUGGUACCCAUAUGGAAUUUACUUUCCUGGCUUCGUACAUAGUUAUGUUAAUAGGCUUUCUCAUAAUGGAAAAUCCAGAAAGGCAAGUUUUUGUGAGGCAAUUUCUGAAGGGCGGCAACUUCAGUGAUAUGGUCGAGCUGCUCAAGAAAUUCUUCAAUUUUAUGAACUUAACUGCAUCGACUGAGGCCUCUAGUGUUUGUGCUAUUAAAGCCACAGAAAAAGUUAUCAAAUUCUUGGAAGAAUGUGAUAAACCUCCCCAAGCUGUGUCUCCGGAGAAACCUGUUGCCUUUUAUGAAAAUAUGGGAAUGGAUUUAAGCUAUAGGUUGACACCAUAAAAGAUUUUAUAUCAUAUUUCAUCUGAAAUGAAAUAUUUCAAGAAAACCAUAGUCAAAAAGGUAGGUCUUCUACAUCCAGUAGAUUAUACAAGAGAGACUAUAUAUACCUAAAUUUUAUUUUUUAUGUUUAUAUCACUAAGAUAUUUUGUUUGAGAAAUUCUCUGAAAUAUUAUCAGUGAACAUCAUCUCAAUAUAUUAUUUUCCUACAAAUAUCUUGGAGACAAAUCUCUAAAUUGUUUAUGUUUUCAUGUACAUGUAAAAAGAAUUUUGCACAAUUUGUGUUCGAAUCUGUUUUCAGCAACAUUACAGUAAAUUGUAUUAUGAUAUGAAAAAUAGGUAUUUUAAAAAAAUGAUCUAUCCAGAGAACUUUUCUGAAAAUCAUUACUAAAUUUGUGAGAGACUGAUCCCCUAUAACCGUUCCAAUUUCAACAUUCGAGCAAUAUUUUUUAAAUUUGUAAAUUUCCACAUUUGAGCAAUUUUUUCCAAAUUUUGUAAAAGUUAAUAAAGCCCCUUUGAAAUAUUGAAGUAACUUGAAUGUUAUAUGUUACUGAUUUUCAUCAAGUAUCGGCCAAUUUCAUCACAUAUCUCUAUAAAAUAGUCUCCUAAAUAUGCCACCUUGUAAUCUUUUUAAUUAAUUGGCACAUGAUUAUUUCAUUUUGUUUUUGGAAUAUUUAUGGCAAAUAAUUGAUUGAGAUACCCACUACAUAUUAUUUGGUAUGGCGUUUAAAUAUAUUGUGACACAGGUGUUUUAUUAUUUAUGUUUUCAUGUCGUUAAUUUCUGUAAAUAAUUUUAUAUUUAGUUUUAUUGUAAUGUUUCUUAUUUAUUAUAAAUAAACUUACAGAUUUGUUCCAAGGAUUGUUUAAAGAUGUAAAUAUAUAUAAUUACGAUUUUUAAU